Messenger RNA from Rhipicephalus microplus (southern cattle tick), 346 nucleotides. RefSeq names its product venom metalloproteinase antarease-like TtrivMP_A. Gene Ontology annotation, molecular function: metalloendopeptidase activity. NCBI's taxonomy places the organism in Eukaryota, Metazoa, Arthropoda, Arachnida, Ixodida, Ixodidae. Gene Ontology annotation, biological process: membrane protein ectodomain proteolysis. The record is from RefSeq and is a predicted model, not a curated record.
UUUGGCGAAGAUGGGUGCAUAUUAUCGACGUCCACCUGGAAAUGUGCGAUCACCAUACUGGGGACGGAGACCGACUGCCACACGCCCGGAACGGUAUACCGACUCCCAGACUACAACGUCCACGGCAUCUACAAUGACGGCCAGAAGGCCAGCAAAUAGUUUUGUGGUUGAUCUUCAUAUAAUUUCUGACCAAGAGCACAACCAGAAUUUCAAAUCCAAAGAAGACUUGAUUGGCUACUUGGCGAUCAUGGUGAAUGCGGUAACGCUAAGAUAUCUCGAAAUAAAAAUGCCUAGCAUUACAUUCAGGAUUGUUGGAGUGACUAUGAGCAAGGUGAGUCCAACAUAG